CACUAGUUAGCAAAUUAGCUUUCUUCUUCUCUCUUUUCUUUUCUUUUUCUCUUAUAAAUCCCUCCUAUCCCUUUCACACAUAUCUCUUUUUCUUUCUCUAAAUCAUCUCUACUUGGUGGUGAUAAUAUUUGAUCUUCUCAUACACUUUGAUUCUCCACCAUAUCAUCAAAGAGCCAACCUUCUUCAUUCUUCUAUCAACCUUUAUAAAAAGAAAUAAAGAACCAAAAAAAGAAAAGGAAGAGAAAGAAAGAAAGAAAGAAUUAAAGGUAUCAAAAAUAAUACCUAAAUAAAAAAGAGAACACUAUGGUUUUCUCUUCAGUUUUACUCUAUUUAGAUCCUCCUCAUUGGCAACAGCAAACUAAUCAUCAACAAGGUGUUCAAGGUGUUGGUGGCCGCGGAAAUGAUCAUAAUAAUCCAAAUCAACACCUUAUUCCACCACCACCGUUGCCCCAACCACCCGAAUCUCAGGUGGUUAUGGGUGGCGGCGGUGGUGAUGGUGGACCAGGGGCGCAACCAAUUCACCAUAACUUGACAGCGGAGAGAGCUCGUUUAGCAAAGAUCCUCCCUCCAGUAGCUCCACUAAAGUGCCCCAGGUGUGAGUCUACCAUCACCAAAUUCUGCUACUAUAACAACUAUAACCUGUCACAGCCUCGUCACUUUUGUAAGUCUUGUCGCCGAUAUUGGACUCAAGGUGGGGCCCUAAGGAACGUUCCAGUUGGCGGAGGAUGCCGGAGAUCAACCAAGAGAUCCUCCAGCAAAUCCUCUAGUGGUGGUGGUGGCGGCAAUGGUAAUGGUUUCUCUUCUAAGUCCCCUCCAACCGCGAUGGUUGGUGGGGACAGAACGAGAAUGCCUCUACAUAUGGACUUGUUGAGCUCAAGUGGUACUAACCCUACCAUCUCCGGCAUCCCUUCAGCCGGUGGUGGGACCGGGAUGUCGCCUUUCAUGGCAUCUUUACAAAACAUAGCUCAACUAGGGAUGGGAAAUUUAGGUUUGAGCUUUGGUGGGUCCCUUAAUACACCUCCUCAACAUCACCCUCUAGGAAGAGUUAUUAAUGGUGAAGAUGGAAAUGACCUUCAUCAAUUAGAUUUUCCUCAUCAACUUAAUCCAAAUUCCAACAAUCAACAAAUGAGAUAUUAUAAUACCUUCUUAGAGGGUUUUGAUCAAAUCCCAAGCUCUUCAGUUGGAGCUGGAUUAUAUAACUCAUCCUUUCAACAACAUCAUCAUCAUCAACAACAACAAAAAAUCGACGAUGAUCAUCAUGAUCAUGAUGACCAUGUAUCAUCUAUGAACUCGCAAUUCGAGCCCGUGAAGAUGGAGGUUAUUGGGCAAGAAGGGCUUAAUAUAAGCAAGCAAUUCAUGGCAUCCAUGACUUCUUCAGAUAAUAAUGCAAUGGGUAAUCGAUUUUGGGAUAAUUCCAUUGGCAAUGAUACUAAUAUAGCAGCUUCUUCUAGCAUGUGGACUCAUCUUUCAGGCCUUAAUAAUUCUUCUUCAACUAGCCGUCUCUUGUGAAAUUUUUUAGUGAACAAUAUAAUUAGCAUGUUAUAUUGCUACUAGCUAAUUAAUUAGUUUAUGAUAUGACUCAAAAUUGGUUAUUUACUCAUUUUGGGAAAAUGUUAUGGAAGCUAGUAGUGAUCAAGCAAAGAUUUUCGAGACGGCGAACAAUGGUGAUGUUCAAUGAUCAUCAUCAAUCUUCAACAUGAUAAGGGAAGCUAGCUAGGGUUGAGAUGCAUAUCUUCAUCUCCCUCUUAAUGUCAUGAUGAGAUGAUACUAUUAGAAGUUAGUGAUCUAUAUACUCUAAGCUCUCUUUAUGUUCUUACUUUUUUCUUUUCUUCAAUUUCUUGUUGGAUGUGCUUGUAUUUUGAGUGUGGUGUGCUUAAGAUUUUUUUAAUCAAUCCUUUUUAAAGAAAUAUUAACUUUAAGUGCUAA
Molecule: messenger RNA, 1926 nt
Organism: Beta vulgaris subsp. vulgaris (sugar beet)
Lineage: Eukaryota; Viridiplantae; Streptophyta; Magnoliopsida; Caryophyllales; Amaranthaceae
Product: dof zinc finger protein DOF2.4
Exons: 2
Coding region: 304-1509 (401 amino acids)
Biological process (GO): regulation of DNA-templated transcription
Molecular function (GO): DNA binding; DNA-binding transcription factor activity
Source: RefSeq, a predicted model, not a curated record